Eruca vesicaria subsp. sativa (arugula) is the source of this 1038-nucleotide messenger RNA. NCBI's taxonomy places the organism in Eukaryota, Viridiplantae, Streptophyta, Magnoliopsida, Brassicales, Brassicaceae. The record is from the annotation of a GenBank genome assembly.
AUGGGAGUAAAAGAAUCAGUGAAGAAGGUUGCUACCAGCAAUGGCUCCAUCUGGUUUCUUCUCUUGUUUGUGCUCUCUGUUACGCCACUCGUGUCUUCUCGCACGAUCUCCUCGGAUCCGGAUCCGGAUCCGUGCGAUCCAACUAAACUAAGAGAGUUUGAGAAACUCAGAUCGGAUCAGAUCACAGUCCUAAUCAACGGUUACUCUGAAUCCCGUAUUCCUCUUUUGCAAUCAAUCGUAGCCGCGUAUUCAGGAUCCUCGAUCGUCUCAUCAAUCUUACUCCUCUGGGGAAACCCUACCACACCUGCUCAACUCCUUGACCAGUUAUACCACAAUCUCACCCGCUACUCGCUUGGUACAGCUUCGAUAUCUCUGAUCCAGCAACCAUCGAGCAGCCUCAACGCCAGGUUCCUCCCCCGUCCUUCUGUAGACACUCGCGCUGUUUUGAUUUGCGAUGAUGACGUGGAGGUAGACAAGAAGUCGCUGGAGUUUGCGUUUUCCGUGUGGAAGUCAAACCCUGAUCGUUUAAUAGGAAUGUUUGUGAGAUCGCACGGUUUUGACUUGCAGGGGAAAGAGUGGAUCUACACUGUCCACCCAGACAUGUACUCCAUCGUCCUCACAAAGUUCAUGAUGAUGAAACAAGAUUAUCUGUUUGAUUAUAGCUGCAACGGUGGUGUGGAGAUGGAGGAGAUGAGGAAGAUCGUUGACCAGAUGCGUAACUGCGAGGAUAUACUCAUGAAUUUUGUAGCUGCAGACAAGCUGAGAGCAGGUCCUAUCAUGGUGGGAGCAGAGAGAGUUAGGGACUGGGGAGAUGCACGUAACGAGGAAGAGCAAGUGGAGAAUGGUGGGGUGAGAGAAGUUGGGUUGAGCAGUAGAAGAGUGGAACACAGGAAGAGAAGAGGGAAAUGCAUUAUGGAGUUUCAUAGAGUUAUGGGGAAGAUGCCACUGUUGUAUAGUUAUGGUAAGGUUGUCAACUCUGUUGGUGAACAAGGGCUGUGUCGUAAAUCCGGAAAACUUGUCUUUUGUGACCAAGAUUAA